UUCCGAUUCGAAUUUGACAUUUCGAAUGACAAUUCCCUCCAUCUUUCUUUUUCGUUUCGCGUGUACCACGUUUUAAACAUGGGUAUUAGCAGAGAUAGCGUUCACAAGCGCCGUGCAACGGGUGGUAAGAAGGCCUCCAUCCGCAAAAAGAGAAAGUAUGAGUUAGGACGUCCCGCAGCCAACACAAGAUUGGGAGGCACUCGCGUGCAUUUCGUUCGCACUCGCGGCGGAAACCGCAAAUUCCGCGCCCUUCGUCUUGAAGUUGGAAACUUUGCAUGGGCAAGCGAAGGAUCUGCGCGCAAGACUCGUAUCUUGGAUGUCGUUUACAACGCUUCCAACAACGAAUUGGUCCGUACCAAGACUUUGGUGAAGAAUGCCAUCGUCGUUGUCGAUGCAACUCCCUUCAGACAAUACUACGAAGGACACUAUUUGUUGCCUUUGGCACGCCGCAAGGAAGCUAAAGCCGAGGAAAAUGACACCUUGACAAAGCAACGCAGCAAGAAGGCAAUGAAGAAGUAUUUGUUGCGUCAAAAAGUCGCCAAAAUUGAUCCCGCACUCGAGGAACAAUUUGCUGCCGGCAGACUUUUGGCUGCAAUCGCUUCCCGCCCCGGACAAUGCGGUCGCGCCGACGGAUACAUUCUUGAAGGCAAAGAAUUGGAAUUCUACAUGAAGAAGAUCAAAUCGAAGAAAUCCAAGUAAACCUCACACACAACAACAAAAAAAAUCUACAAUUAAGCGAAUAAUGAGUCCCAUGUUGAAAAAUGGGAGAAGUUAUUUCAAAUAAAAACUGAAAAAAAUA
This is a messenger RNA of Culicoides brevitarsis, 799 nucleotides long. It is a transcript of the gene RpS8, whose product is annotated as small ribosomal subunit protein eS8. Gene Ontology annotation, cellular component: ribosome; cytosolic small ribosomal subunit. Gene Ontology annotation, molecular function: structural constituent of ribosome. NCBI's taxonomy places the organism in Eukaryota, Metazoa, Arthropoda, Insecta, Diptera, Ceratopogonidae. The record is from RefSeq and is a predicted model, not a curated record. Gene Ontology annotation, biological process: maturation of SSU-rRNA from tricistronic rRNA transcript (SSU-rRNA, 5.8S rRNA, LSU-rRNA); translation. The coding region runs from base 79 to 699 and encodes 206 amino acids. The transcript is spliced from 4 exons.